Messenger RNA from Pangasianodon hypophthalmus (striped catfish), 1032 nucleotides. RefSeq names its product FKBP prolyl isomerase 1B (gene fkbp1b). The record is from RefSeq and is a predicted model, not a curated record. NCBI's taxonomy places the organism in Eukaryota, Metazoa, Chordata, Actinopteri, Siluriformes, Pangasiidae. The transcript is spliced from 4 exons. Gene Ontology annotation, molecular function: peptidyl-prolyl cis-trans isomerase activity. The coding region runs from base 118 to 444 and encodes 108 amino acids.
GUGGGCGGAGUGCAGCUCCACACACCUCCUCCUCCUCCUCCUCCUCCACCACCACCACUCAGCAUACCUGCUCCUCUCUGCUGCUCAUUUACACUCCUAUAAGCCCAGUAUAUCGACAUGGGUGUAGAAGUGGAGACGAUAUCUCCAGGCGACGGGAGAACCUUUCCAAAGAAGGGACAGACAUGUGUAGUGCAUUAUAUAGGAAUGCUGCAGAACGGAAAAAAGUUUGAUUCCUCACGAGACAGAAACAAGCCCUUCAAAUUCAAAAUCGGCCGACAGGAAGUCAUCAAGGGCUGGGAGGAAGGUGUUGCACAGAUGAGCCUCGGUCAGCGGGCAAAAAUCACCUGCACUCCAGAUAUGGCAUACGGAGCCACAGGGCACCCUGGGGUCAUCCCUCCUAAUGCCACACUCAUAUUCGAUGUGGAGCUGCUAAAGCUGGAGUGAAUCCUCCACUUAAGAAGGAAGAAACUCUAACCCUCUGCCCCACCAUGGAAAUGCUUCCCGUGAAUUUAGGGUCUCAAACUACACACUCGGAAUAUCCUCGUCUUCAUUGCCAACCUGUGCUGCAUAUUUCACCUAGCUCUUUUUAAACAUGUGAAACACUACAGCUCUAGUUUGCACAUAAGCAAUGUCCUAUUCGAUUUCGUUUGAACAUUACAUAGAAUUAUUAAAUCAGCAUAACCAUAACAUACAUGUUUGAAUUGAAACCACUGCCUUACUGUAUUUGAAGUGGAAGCAUGGUGUAAUAGAAGUGACAGCUCUGCUCUUCUGUAUAUUAAGGGGCAUUAACAACCACUGUCUGCAUUGCCACUUUUGAUAUAACUUUGUCCAGCUAAAUGCAUAAGAAACAAUAAUCUGUGCUGUACUUAGUAAUAUUUUAUAUGUAUCCCUUAUAAAAUUUGCUGCAAGUAUCAUAGGAGUUCACAAAACCUUGCCUAUGCCUGGAACAAACUGAACACUGUAUCAUGGAAUGCUUUGGCUUCUUUGAAUAUUUUAUCUGUCGACUCUUAAUAAAUAUAAUAAUAUUUGGAA